AUUUAAUAUUUAAAAAGAUAUAACGUCUUCUUACACAACCCUUGUUCCCUUGCAAUAACUAAAUUACUUGCAUAGCUCGGGCUCGAUGGACGUGGAGCUAUCUAUAGGGGAGGAGGACGUCGGCACGAGCAACCCGAUCAAGGAGGAGGUCGAGAAGGAUGAAAUGGAUUCUUUGAAGGAAGAAUAUAUCUGGAGGAACCGACGGGAGAGAAUGAAUAAUGCUCUGGUGGCUCCAAGAAUUGCCACACGACAACAACCAGAAACUUUGUACGCAGUUGCGAGCAGCCUGGCGGAUGUUAUCGAAGGCGCCGAUGUGGAAGAGUUCAUUUCUGCGAUCGAAAGGCUACCUGCUCAAACAGAUCCGUCUGCCGCUCUCAAUUUCCAAGGGCUACCGAGGGGUUCACUACUCCACGUUGCAGCCGGGACGGGCAAGGACGACAUCCUAAGGCUCCUGGUUGAUUAUGUAAGUGACCAUCUCAUAGCAGCCCAAAAUAAUUGGGGAGAUACCCCCCUCCACGUGGCUGCUAAGGCCUGGGGAUCUGGAGCUGCCGCAAAGUUGAUUCACCGGGCAAGAGACCUCCCCAACAUGGAGGACACGAACCUGAUCCUCAGGAAGAGGAACAAACAUGGAAACACUGCUUUGCAUGAGGCUGUGCUUAAUAGUCAUGCCGACAUGGUGCGCUUGUUGUUGGGGGAAAAUCCGGAGCUUGUGUAUUUGAAUAACGCGGCACAGAAAUCUCCCCUGUACCUUGCCACUGACAUUGAGAACCCCACGAUACACGAGGUUUUAUUUACGCCCUCCCUUGAACCAUCCAAGAUAGAAGGCUUGCCGCCUGUUCAUGGUGCCGUUGGGCGUCAUAACUAUGGAUUAGUCAAAAAGAUACUCGAAAAGAACAUGAAAGUAUUUGCAAUGACCGACUCCGGAGGUGGUAAUGUAUUCCAUUUAGCUGCUUACUACGACCGGCGUCCAGUAUUCGAUCUCUUACGUCCAGAAACUGAAUAUUUGGCCCGAGAACCGGACAUGAAUGGGGAUCUUCCAAUUCAUAUCGCGAGCAAGACGGGUCAUGUUGAACUGAUCAAGAAGCUACAUCCGGUAUCACAUUUGGUAAACGAGCGAGGACAAACCAUUCUUCACAUCGCAGCAAAAUACGGGAGAGAUUCAGUAGUGAGAUAUAUACUAAGACAUCCAGAUCUGGGGAAGCUGAUAAAUGAAGGAGAUCAGGAUGGAAACACAGCUUUGCACUUGGCAGCGAAGUAUUCACAACCCGUCACUUUGAUUCCUCUUAUGCUGGAUAGAAGAAUUAAGCCCUCACUUCUCAACCACGAAAGCUCUACUGCUUUUCAAAUUGCCAAAGUUCGCCUCAGAAGGAACCCGAUGUUACGGGAGUUUUUGGCAAUUAUGGUGUUGCUAUCCGCGUCAGAUAAAAGCCUGGACUCAGUCGUGCUUAGGCCGGAAGCUCGAGAUAAAUUGGCUUUAAUAGCAGUUUCGCACAAAGAAAUACAACAGGUGACUGACGUCACGAGGGAUGUGAUCAAUGCCCGUCUGGUGGUGGCAGCACUUGUGGCUACUGUGACUUUUGCAGCUGGUUUACAAGUCCCUGGAGGAUUUAGAGGCUCAGACACGGCGUCCAAAGAUGACCGGGGCAUGGCUACGAUGUUGGACAAGGGAUUGUUCCAGGCCUUCGCGAUUUGCAACACCACCGCCAUGUUCUGCUCGAUGAUUACGGCCAUUGUCCUCAUGUAUGCACAGCAAAAGGACUUCGGUAUUGCGUAUGCCGGAAUCGUCUACGCAUCAGAACUGCUAAGAGUUGCACUCCUGGCGAUGUCCGCCGCUUUCUUAACUGGGGUCACCCUGACCGUUGGCAAACUCCCUUGGCUUGCUCAAGUCAUAUUUUAUUUGGGACUCAUUUUCCUCCUCAUCAUCUCAGUCGCUGCAUUGCCUCGGUUUAUGCCAUUUGCACUCCUUCGUAGCCACCGUCGUCCGAUCCUUCGUCUGAGAUUCUGGCUUGUUCUCAGUUACUUGAGUUUGUUCUGGGUUCCAAAGUACAUUUUGGAUGAUCCGGAAGAAGACGGGACGGCGAGCGGGACCUCCGCUAGUCGGCCUCCGGAUGGUGCUGGUGAAUCGAAGACUGAUGACUCGGCGACGGCGAAAUGUGGGGACGCACCACAUCCUCCCAAUCAUUAGUUUCAGUUGAUAAAUAUCGAUGAUUUGCAUAAAUAAAUGUAUAUUUACCUUUGUGUGUUUGGGUCAUUCCACGGUCUCUCUUACCUAUUGCAUUAGCAUUAUGGUUAUUGCUGAAGUAUUGAAAGAAAUC
Messenger RNA from Rhodamnia argentea, 2315 nucleotides. RefSeq names its product protein ACCELERATED CELL DEATH 6-like. Bases 86 to 2185 code for a protein of 699 amino acids. Lineage: Eukaryota; Viridiplantae; Streptophyta; Magnoliopsida; Myrtales; Myrtaceae. The record is from RefSeq and is a predicted model, not a curated record. The transcript has 3 exons. Gene Ontology annotation, molecular function: protein phosphatase regulator activity; protein phosphatase 1 binding. Gene Ontology annotation, cellular component: plasma membrane.